AUGAGUCCAAAAAUUGCAAUAAUCAUAGGUCUUCUAAUAAGGCUAGGAUUGAUUGCUUAUGCUGAGAUCUAGGAUAAAUAUUUCAAUCUCAAAUACACGGACAUAGAUUAUUCAGUAUCUAUAGAAGUAAUAUGUAGGUGUACUCUGAUGGAGCAUAAUAUGUGGUUGAUGGUGGUUCACCUUAUGAUAGACACACCUAUAGAUAUUCACCUAUUUUAGCUUACAUCCUAAUACCAAAUGUGUGGAUUUCAUCAUUUGGAAAGAUUCUGUUCAGUUUUGUAGAUAUGUUAGCAUGUGUUUUUAUGUAAAAAAUGGUCAAAUCUACAUUUCUAUUGAAUUUGUGGAUUUUCAACCCUCUGACAAUCUAAGUCUCGACUAGAGGGUCAUCGGAUACCUUAAUUGUGCUUUUAAUUUAUGUCAUGCUCUAUUUACUUAAGAAAGAGAAAUAUACAUGGGCUGCCCUUAUAUAUGGAUUUAUGGUUCAUUUGCGUAUAUAUCCAAUAAUAUAUGCAAUUCCAUUAUACUUCUUUAUAGAUUCUCAUCAGCCGGAAAGGAUGUAAGAUAAAUGAUAUAUUAAGUUAUUUGGGUGUAAUUAGUAAGAAUAAAGUGAAGUUUGCCUUGAUUUCAGGUGGAUUAUUCAUAGCCUUAUUGAUAUUUUUCCACUUUAUCUAUGAGGAUUUCCUUUUCCAAACAUAUCUAUAUCAUUUUACACGAAAGGACAAUAGACAUAAUUUUUCUCCCUAUUUCUACCAGAUAUAUUUAAGCUUUGAAUCCAUCACUAGGACCCAAGCAACAUUGACAUUCCUACCCUAAUUUUUGAUAGUAGUCUUGGCAGGCUUGAAAUACUAUAGAGACUUACCGUUUGCCAUGUUGAUUCAAACUCUUGGGUUUGUAGUGUUUAAUAAGGUGCAGACAGCCCAAUAUUUUGUGUGGUGGAUUGCAUUGAUUCCAUUGGCACUCCAACAUACCAAGAUGAAGAAUAAGGAGAUAUUGGUGUUGUCAGUUAUUUGGUUGAUUUUGGAAGUGCAAUGGAAUAUUGGAUCUUAUUAUCUUGAGAUACAGGGAUAGGAUGUAUUUACAAUGAUCUUUGUUUAAUGUGUUAUAUUCUUCUUGUCGAACACUUAUUUGAUGAUAAAAAUGAUUGAAAAUCGCAAGCCAAGUGAGUUUUAUAAGAUUAAAAUGGAUUGAAU
This is a messenger RNA of Paramecium octaurelia, 1190 nucleotides long. The record is from the annotation of a GenBank genome assembly. NCBI's taxonomy places the organism in Eukaryota, Ciliophora, Oligohymenophorea, Peniculida, Parameciidae.